AGGUAUCUGGGGCUUGGCUUCCCAGCCUCCCAGGCCCCCCUGCUCCAUGCGCAUGUGUGGAGCCACCACUGCAGAGCUACGCGACACAAGGAGCCAGGACUCACUUCUCGGCCCCAGGAAGGGCAAAGGAGAGACAUAAAAUCAGCUCCUCGCUACUCCCCACUCGGCCAACAAAGCCUCUAAGGGUCUUCCAUCCUCUCUCCUGUACACGGUAUUUUGGAGACUGAGAAACAAAACUUUUCUCAAAUGAAGAGAACUCACCUGUUUGUUGUGGGGCUCUAUUUGCUGUCCUCUUGCAGGGCAGAAGAGGGGCUUCAGUUCCCCAUAUAUGAUGGCAAGGACAGAGUGGUAAGUCUUUCCGAGAAGAACUUCAAGCAGAUUUUGAAGAAAUACGACGUGCUGUGCCUCUACUACCACGAGCCUGUGUCUUCAGAUAAGGUCGCGCAGAAGCAGUUCCAGAUGAAAGAAGUCGUGCUGGAGCUUGUGGCCCAGGUCCUGGAACAUAAAGAUAUAGGCUUCGUGAUGGUGGAUGCAAAAAAAGAAGCCAAGCUCGCCAAGAAACUGGGAUUUGAUGAAGAAGGAAGCCUGUACGUUCUCAAGGGUGAUCGCACAAUUGAGUUUGAUGGCGAGUUUGCAGCGGAUGUCUUGGUGGAGUUUCUCUUGGAUCUAAUUGAAGACCCAGUGGAGAUCAUCAACAGCAAACUGGAAGUCCAGGCCUUUGAACGCAUUGAAGACCAGAUCAAACUCAUUGGCUUUUUCAAGAGUGAGGACUCAGAAUAUUACAAGGCUUUUGAAGAAGCAGCUGAGCACUUCCAGCCUUACAUCAAAUUUUUUGCCACCUUUGACAAAGGGGUUGCAAAGAAAUUGUCCUUGAAGAUGAAUGAGGUUGACUUCUAUGAGCCAUUUAUGGAUGAGCCCAUUGCCAUCCCUGACAAACCUUACACAGAAGAGGAGCUCGUAGAGUUCGUGAAGGAACACCAAAGACCCACUCUACGUCGCCUGCGCCCAGAGGAGAUGUAUGAAACAUGGGAAGAUGAUUUGAAUGGCAUCCACAUUGUGGCCUUUGCAGAGAAGAGUGACCCAGAUGGCUACGAGUUCCUGGAGAUCCUGAAACAGGUUGCCCGGGACAAUACCAACAACCCUGACCUGAGCAUCGUGUGGAUCGACCCAGAUGACUUUCCUCUGCUCGUUGCCUAUUGGGAGAAGACUUUCAAGAUUGACCUAUUCAGGCCACAGAUUGGGGUGGUGAAUGUGACAGAUGCUGACAGUGUCUGGAUGGAGAUUCCCGAUGAUGAUGACCUGCCCACAGCUGAAGAGCUGGAAGACUGGAUUGAGGACGUGCUUUCUGGAAAGAUAAACACUGAAGAUGAUGACAAUGAAGAUGAUGACGACAAUGAUGAUGAUGAUGACGACAAUGACAAUUCUGAUGAAGAGGAUAAUGAUGACAGUGAUGAUGAUGAUGAAUAGCACCAUCUCCAAAUGACACUGAUGAAAACAAAAUCUCAACUCCCCACUACCCUAGAUAGCACAAGGUGCCAGCAAGCAGCCCUGUCCCAUACCCAGCCAGCUCCUUUACAUUUUCCAAGAUCUCUUUUCCCACCCCUUAUCAUCAGGAGCAGCAAAAUUCAGCAAAUGCCUACCCAAAUCUAGAAAUCCCACUCAGCAGGGACAGGAGGGGAAUUCUUCCCAUGUUCACUGUCUGGACUGUCAUGGAACAGCUUUUUCUUUGCCAGACCAUCAAGGGUCAUAGCAGUGCCAGAAUCUGGAAGUAUAGGGAGAACAAUCUCCUAACACCUCUACUCAAGUUUACUUGUCUUUGACUAUGAGGACAAUAGAAUUGACAGCUUGCUAACUCACAAGCAUGGAGUGACCUUAUAAUAAUAACCCAGGGAAGGCACGCGAUUACUCAAUUUAGCCCCCAUACCUACAGCAUCAGUUGAGAUCCUUCCUCAAGCCAAGAGGAUUCCUCUUAGGGAAGACUCAGCCUUGGAAACAAGUUUAUAAAUCAGCUUCUCUUGACUCUAUUAAACUUAUUAUUUCAAAUGUGGGUCAGACCAUUAUGAACUCAGAUCCAAGCCUCUGGAUGGCUACCGAGAGGCUUUGAAACAUGUGUACGGGUGUCACCAUCAUUUCUAGUAUAUUAGGAUACUGGGAUGGGGGUUGAUUUGCUUUCUGAAUUUGCCUCUAGAUGACAAGUCUCAUGUAUCCACCAGCAGUGAUAGUGAUGGGAGGUGGGAGGUGGAGAAAUGGAAGGAUUAAAGGUUUUUGAUUUUUCUGAUGGGUUCAUGUCUCUGAUUGGGUCAGCUGGUUUCCUAGCCUGAGGUGGGAUCUGAAUACCCCUUCUCUGUGGCUGCCAGUGAGCCUUCCCAUUUAGAGUAAAGGUUGCUUUAUCCAGUGGUCAAUUAACUCUCCAUUUAUCAGCACUCCUACCAUUGACCAGGACAACAAUAAUUAUGCCCCGAGGCACUGACAAACAAAUCCCAAAGUGCCUUCCAAGCUGUCUGAAAGUUAUACUGUGCUUGUUAGUUUUAGCAUUAAGUGUGCAGUUUGAUGUUCUAAUUUAUUUUCUCAAUCUGUUAACACAUGUGUAAGACACUGCAAAUUUUUUGAAAAUAGGGCAAUCCUUUUGUGUAAUACUGGCUAACUAACUCUGUCAUUAAACUCAUAUUUUGAAAAUA
Molecule: messenger RNA, 2678 nt
Organism: Cynocephalus volans (Philippine flying lemur)
Lineage: Eukaryota; Metazoa; Chordata; Mammalia; Dermoptera; Cynocephalidae
Gene: CASQ2
Product: calsequestrin 2
Exons: 11
Coding region: 247-1467 (406 amino acids)
Biological process (GO): regulation of cardiac muscle contraction by regulation of the release of sequestered calcium ion
Cellular component (GO): sarcoplasmic reticulum lumen; Z disc
Molecular function (GO): calcium ion binding
Source: RefSeq, a predicted model, not a curated record